This is a messenger RNA of Meira miltonrushii, 541 nucleotides long. RefSeq lists its product as uncharacterized. The record is from RefSeq and is a predicted model, not a curated record. Gene Ontology annotation, biological process: translation. NCBI's taxonomy places the organism in Eukaryota, Fungi, Basidiomycota, Exobasidiomycetes, Exobasidiales, Brachybasidiaceae. Bases 36 to 467 code for a protein of 143 amino acids. Gene Ontology annotation, molecular function: structural constituent of ribosome. The transcript has 2 exons. Gene Ontology annotation, cellular component: mitochondrial large ribosomal subunit.
CUUCGCGAUCAUCUGUACACCUCAAUCAAUUCAAUAUGCGUCCGACUUUGAGUCUUUUCAGCAAGGCUUCUCGCCUACCCCUAAACUCAAAAAGAGGAAAUAAAGACUUCUACAAAGGUACAAGAACCGGAAAUAUUAUGAGAAGGCAGCGUAUCGCACAAGCAGAUCGGUUCACUGGUAGACAAAUGUAUGAUGAAUUCGGAAGACCCAACACUUGGACAAAGAUGACCAGUCAAAUUGAUGAAUCAAGAGUCACAAGUUAUGUUGUACCACCCGGACUAGCAGAAACAAAGCUCAAACCACUCGUCUUCUUAGGAAAAGCAAAAGAAGGAGGUGUUGAAGAGAAGCCACACAAAGGAUAUCCCGGGGCAGAUAAGAUGGGAUCAGGUUUCAGUUUCAAUGGUAGAUACUAUGAGCGUCUACGUCAAGAAAUUGAGGAAAGACAGGGUGGCCGAAGCCAAAAUUGAUGAGGGACUACAUCCUUCAUGCAUCUUUGUACAAUAGCAAACUCAAAAUGUAUUCUUUUUCGGGUCUUUAACAU